AGUGUAUGGUGGUCACGUGAUUGUGUGCUAACUAUGGAGCUUGGAGGCCAUUUUACAACCGGGAAGAUUUAGCCUAUGUUCCCAUAUACCAACAUGCCGGAGAGUUGUUGUUGUUUUGGUUAAUUCAAUGUCAGGCGAAAAGAGAGUGGAUUAUCAUUUCAUAUGUAGAGUUGAAGAUGGGUUCUAUGAUGUUAAUGAAUUACCCUCAAAGAGUGCUAAUCUGUUACCAGAAUAUACAAAUCCUCCAUGGAUGUUGGAACAGGGAUGGACUUUGGAUAUGGAUGAAAAGUCCAAGGCAACUAUUGAAAAGAUGUUAUUGGAAGAACAACAAUAUUUGAAUGGAAAAACAUGGAGUAAACAGUCAAACAUAGUUGAGAAAGUGAAUAAAGUAAUUAAAAUCCCAGAAACUGCGAGUCCACAGAAAUCUCAACCUACAUCAACUAAAGUCAAGUCACAUAGAAAUAAAAGGGCAUGGACAUUAGAAGAAAAGUCAAUGUUCCUAAAUGGCCUUACUAAGCAUAAGGAAAUAUUUUCUGAUCAGUCACAAGCUAAAAAUGAAUCUCCAACGGUUGCUAUCAGUGAAGUUUUGGCAUCAAUGGAGACUGGUCUGCCAACAGUUCAAUGUGUCAAAUCUCCAAAUAGAUUACAUAGGGGUAUAUCAAAUGGUUUAAAGUUCUCAACAAAGUUUCGGGCAGUUAUCAGUGCAUCAAAAACAGUUUCAGAUUUUACAAAGAGCACUGUGAAAACAACAUCAUCCAGUGAAAAUACGACUAUAGAUAUAUUAGACAAUCUUAUAUCCCCUAACAAUGACCUUCUAAACCAAGCAAAUCCUUGUGCUGAAAAUUCUAUAAUUGAUUCUAUGAAUGCUAAUAUUAUGUUUAAAACAGAGAUACCCAAUAAUUUACUCAGUAGUAUGCUAAUAGGUAAUACCAUAAGCAACAGUACAACUAGAUCAAAUCAGUUAAUACCAAGUCAUAUAAAUCCUGAUUUACUGGAUGAUUUCUCAACUCAUUUAAACACUAAUAAUUUAGAUAGCUUUGAUAAACAAACAGAACGCACAUCGCCUGUACAAAAAUUGGGAAAUAUUGAAAAAGAUGGUGAUAAUGAUGAUGAAGAUGUUGAUAUUGAUAUAGAAAAUGAUGAUGAAGAUAACAAUAUAUUAUUAAACAGAUCCACAUCUCCAACAUCAGUAUAUGAAAAGUUAUUACAAUCGGCAAAGGUUGAUUUAUCUGAAAUAACAGAUGAUGAAACAAAUGAUGAUAUCGAUAAAGAUGAGAAAAUUGAUGAGGAAGAGGAUGAAAAUGAUCUUUGUAUUCAUAAAACUGAUUUGAAAGAUAGCAAUAUUAAAUUUGAAGAAGUUAGUAAUUGUAGCAGUGAAAAUCAAAGACAUUUUAGUAGUGCAAGGGAGGAAGUCAGUGAAUCUAAAAUAAAAAUACAAAAAACAUUAGUAAAUGGUGUAAUAUCAUCAAGUGGUGAACUUGUAGAAUUACCCAUACCAACAGCCAAUGUUGAAUUAAACUUUGAUGAAAUAAGUGAAGAAGAACAAACCAUACAUUCAGAAUUUUUUGAUGGUCGACAAUCUAAGACACCAGACCGCUACCUUAAAAUCAGAAACCACAUUAUUGAGUCCUGGUUGAAAAGCAAACCAGUAUAUUUAAAUAAAACAUCUGUAAGAAAGGGUUUGAAGAAUUGUGGUGAUGUCAAUUGUAUUGGAAGAAUUCAUUCCUACCUAGAGUGCAUUGGUGUGAUAAACUUUGGUUGCGAACAAGCGCUAUACAACAAUUUAAAUAAAACUCACUUAUUGACAUACAAGACAGCAGAAAACCCAACAGUAUUUACCACAGAUAAAGCUGAUAUGAGAUUGAGAAAACGAAGAAUUCGAGAUACUACAGGAGAGUGGGUUGAUCUUAAAGUCUUUGAAGGAAAAACUAUUGAGAACACCUCUAGAUGUGACCUAGAAACAAAGCCUAAAAUAAUGAACGUCUCUAGAAAAAGCUAUGAUCCGUUUAAACUUGUUCCUUGUUUAAGUUUUACAGAUGAAAAGAAGGCACCAUUUAAAGUUGAAUUUAAUAACAUAGCUCUUAUUGUAAUGGAUGUACAUGCCCAUAUAUCUAAGACUGAAGUUAUAGGAAUGUUAGGAGGUAUAUAUAAUGAAAAUGAUGCACAAUUAGAAAUUGUUAUGGCUGUACCCUGUAGAAGUAUGAGUACUUGCAUGCAGUGUGAAAUGGAUCCAGUUUCCCAGACUCAAGCUAGUGAAGAAAUAUAUUCCAAGUGUUUAAAAGUAGUUGGUUGGUAUCAUUCCCAUCCUACCUUUUCUCCUAAUCCUUCAAUACGAGAUAUUGAAACACAGAUCAAAUUUCAGGAGUGGUUUAGUAAACUUGGUGGAGGUCAAUUUGUUGGUGUUAUUGUCAGUCCAUACAAUAGACUAAGUACAGGAAAUGAGUCAGAGAUUCAGUGUCUAACUAUAAGUCAAGAUAUUUGUCCACAACUAAAUUGUAAUAUACCUUAUCAGUUUGAUUAUCAAGUUGUCUAUUCCAUAUGGGAUGAUGAUCUAGUGAAUAAAUUUCAAGUUUUAGCAGAACAAUAUUCAACUUGCAACAAUCAAGUUACACUCUCAGGCCUUUAUAAACAAUCAACUGGUAUUUCUUAUUUACAAAAGAUGUUAGAAUCGAUAAAACAGUAUAUCAGUGAUGCAGAGAAGAAAGAAGAAAUUCUAAAUAUGACAUUCAAUAUAUUUCAUGAAAAAAACACAAUGUAGUCCAGUUAUCUAAUACUGAUGUAUAAGUAAUGAUAUUUAUAAAGAUUUCUGAUAGUGAUCAUAUAUACUAAGCAGCAAAAGAAACGUCAGGUUGGUAUGUUACUCUGAAUAGACGUAUUGCAUAAAACUGGGCAAAUGUUUUUAUUGUAUAUUUGUGACCAUAUUUCCAACCUUACCUGAACAAUAAGGGUCCUUCCCAAACACAGAAUUGAACCCAGGAAAUGUUCUCAAAAACGUAACCUGACUUCUGAGAUGGUAAUGUAUUCUCCAUGACUUUCAUGUAACUCAUGCUGCACGUGCUGUUCACCGGGACCAGCCCCAUAAAAUGCAUCCCCCAUGGGGCCCAUACCUGGUUGAAUCAUUCACACUACGUCAGCAGCAUGCCACAACUCACGACAGCUAAGGGGAACCAAGCGCUUGGAAGACUCGACGCUGGCCACAAUGCCUAAGCCAUUGUCAAUCACUUCCAGGUCAAUGUUCGGACCAUCUACAGGCUUCAGAACACUUUCGGGCCACAAGCACCACGGAUGAUUGCCCCUGAAUUGGUAGACCACACGGAAGACCCAUCAGUACCGAUACAGUGCGCCAACCCAGACAGAGAACAUCCAUUUCCAUAGACCUUACCAUGGACCGAUCCUCACUCCUCGCCAUCGAUGUGAAUGUCGACAGUUUGACCAACAACACCAGAACUGGCGACACAGGCAAUGGAGAACUGUUCUUUUCACAGAUGAGAGUCGGUAUUGCGUAUCAACUGCAGAUGGCAGUACCAGAAUAUGGCGUUGGCAUUGACAUGGCCAGAGUUAUUCUGUCAUGGAACGAGACUCAUGGGGAGGUCCAAGCAUAAUGGUUUGGGGUGGAAUCGGCCUGAACCAGAGAGUGCGUCCUGUGGUGUUCCAAAAUCUUGGUCCAGGGAGAGGAGGCGGCAUCACAGCCGUGCGCUACAUCGAUCAAGCUCUCAGACCCCACAUUUCACGCAUCAUCGAAACAACGUUUUCCAGCAUGACAACGCCCGUGCCCACACUACCAGAGUUACUCGGGACUUUCUACAGCAGAACAGUGUCAACGAUAUGCACCGGCCAGCCAUUAGUCCGGACUUAAACCCGAUUGAACAUCUUUGGGAUGAAAUUCAGAAAAGACUUAAUAACGUCGUACCGAGACCAAACGCAGCCAGUGGAUUGCGCCAGGCUUUUCUGAGAGCGUGGUUCCAGGUGCCCAUGGCGUUCAUCAAUCGUCUGGUCCACUGCAUGUACAGACGCUGCACUGGUGUUAUUGACACUCGCGGUGGACACAUCAGAUAUUGAUGUAUAGACUGUGUACGAACUCUAAACCUUCUCGUAAUGUCUUGAAAUUGUGAUGAAUUAAUCACAAAGAAAUGCUUUCAUCCAUUCAGUAAGUUGUUUUCUAGAAUGAUUUGAUUAAAGUGCCUCUCUGAUUUUGAAAUCGUACUGACGUUUUUUUUUUGCUGUUUAGUAUAUUAUUACCAGACAUGUCGCUCUCUGUUCUCUGAUUGACUAUCUAUAUCAUCAUAAUAUAUUUAUUAUAUCACGUAAUAGACACCUAAUUUAUCAUUGUGUUACUGUUUAGUUUUUUCACUUCAGGAAUCUGAUUAAAGUGGCUCAUUCUGUCUAAAUUUUGCAGGUCUUUCUUCUGGUUUGUCUGCGAUAUCACCUCGGUGGAAGCGGACGUUAAAUAAAACUAACUCACACACUUCUGGUUUAAAAUUCAAUACAAGCGCAUAAUCAACUCUCUAGACCAUGGGAUAUGGAUUAGACAAUCCCAGCCCAUGCAUAUCUGCCGUAAAUGAUAAUAUGGCCACUGCCCAAAACUGUUCAACUGUUUGUGUAAAAUAUUUACAAAAGUAUUAAACAACAGACUACUAUCCUGGUGUAAUUUAAAUAAUAUUAUCCAUGAGUAUCAAGCUGGGUUCCGCCAAAAAUACUCAACUGUCUAUAAUGUAUUCUCCUUACAAGGUAUUAUAAGUAAAUAUCUAUCGAGAAAAGGGGGGCAAAUAUAUCUGCUAUUUUUGGACUUCCACAAAGGGUUUGAUUCCGUCCAGCAUGACUUGUUCUGGGUCCGCAUGAUGGAAGCAGGUAUCCAUGGAAAAUCCAUCAAUAUCAUCAGAAACAUGUAUUCUAACUGACUUCUUUGCAUGUAAUGCGGGUACCAGACAAGGCUGUAUAUUAAGCCCGUUAUUAUUUUCGCUCUUCAUAAAUCUAUAUGUCAUUGAGUUUCAAAAUAAGAAAUGUAAUGGUAUCUUUGUAUCCAAUGUAUUUCCCAAUGUAUUCUCUUUACUAUUUGCCGAUGACAUCGGAAACAUCGCCGAUACUGUGUUUAAUCUAAAACACCAAAUUAACUGUCUAACAUCAUUUUGUGAGAAAUAUGGAAUGUCCAUCAACACCCAAAAAACCAAGAUACUUGUAUUUAGAAAUGGUGGUCCACUGAGAGCAUAUGAAAAAUGGAGUUACAAUAAUGUCCCAAUAGAUACCGUUUCUUUCUACAAAUAUCUAGGGGUUGUGUUCUCAACAAAACUUAAAUGGUCGAAAACAAAAGAAGUUCAAAUUCUACAAUCCGAGAAAGUUAUUAAUAUGAUGAAAUGUAUAGACAAAAAGUGUCAAGGUAUCAAUCUUAGUUGUGCUGUACAAAUAUUUGAUAAAAUGAUCCUUCCAAUUUUAUUGUAGGGCUCCGAGAUAUGGGGGCAUUCUUUUUGUACAAAAAUAGAAAAUGUCCAUUUAAAAUUCUUCAAAUAUGUAUUAAAACUGCCUCCUCAUACUAGUAACUCUGCUGUUUUAGGUGAACUCGGGAGAUCUACCUUUUAGAUGUAUCAGAUAUUGAGUUAAACUUUUAUGCAUGCCAGACCAUCGACUUCCCAAACAAACGUAUGUAAUGCUACAUAACUUGGAUAUGAAUGGCAGGAAAACAUGGGCAAGCGAUGUUAAAAAUCUACUAUUUAGGUAUGGCUUUGGUAUAGUAUGGAUUUCCCAAACAAUAGGAAAUUGUGCUGAAUUUAUUUACCUAUUCACGCAGAAAAUCCGUGAAUGUUGUACUCAAGAAUGGCACUAUUCCUUAUAUGAAAACUCAAGACUUGUUUAUUAUAGCCAAUUAAAAGUAUGCUUGGCCUAGAACCGUAUUUGCUAUCAACAUAUGACAAGAAAUUUAAGCGUGCGCUUAUUAAAUUUCGUUGCGGAUCGUACCUGUUUAUGAACACGCUUUGUAAAUGGCGUAAAUUGCCAGAGGAUUACACUAUUAUAACAUUGUAAAUAUUAGUCAUUUUCUAUACUAAACUGUUCCUUUCUUUUUCUACUUUGUGCACCACUCUAUUUAUUGUAUCUAUAUGUUUUCCAUAAAUCUAUAAAGUAUUAUUUAAUGGUUAAAAUUGAAAUAAGUGUACAUAAUUUUCACUUCCAUAUGCUAAAUUUUUACUAUGGCCGUAAGGCUUCAAUACAUGAAUAAAGAUUAUUAUUAUUAUGGUCAGCGCUCUUUUAGUUAUCAAGCACCUGUUUUAUGGAAUAAUCUACCAUUAAGAUGUUGUACAUCUCUAUAUUCUUUUAAAAAAAACAACUUAAAACACAUUUAUUUAAUCAGGCUUUUAACUGACUCUGUAUACAAUUGUUAACAUGUCCAUAAUCUUGUUCUUUAUUUAUUAUUGUCACUUUGUAAAGUGCCCCUGAACAUGUUAUAUGAAAGGGCGCACUAUAAAUAUGCUGUAAUAAUAAUAAUAAUAAUAACUAGACCUGCAAGCAGCACUGAACCGGCUUUCAGGAAUCAGACAGGAAGUGUGUCAUACAAUAGCCCAUUUAUCGAGCUACCAAACGAUACUUUAGAUGUUUUGAUCCGGUCACACCCGACCGUGAAAUCCUGAUUGUUCCAAGAGCACCGAUAUUUUUACUGUCUUUUUUUUUUUAAAUAUCGAAUAUUUUUUUGACUACUUCCUGUUUACAGAUCAUUAUCGGGAUAGAUUUAACAAGUGGUAGGGAACUUAACUUCCUGUACCAGAAGUUUCAGAAAGAUCCAUUGGACAGUUUUACCUCCCUUAUACCACUAGAAACAGAUUUACAGAUAUAACGAUUUUUCGACUUUUUUCAAAGAUUGUGGCCCUUUUGGACCAUUUAUACUAUAUUGAGGCUUUUAAAUUUGGAUUCACAGCCCAGACCAGCGUUAGAACUCUAAGUAACAGAAGUUUAAGAAAGGAAAUAAGAGUAAUUUUCGAGAUAAAAGCGUCUGAAUAGGCUCCAAAAAGGAAAAUACUAGACUUUCAGCAUCUUAUAAUAUAUUACCUAACCAGCGAUUUUUUACCAUUGAGAUGUCAUAAGAUUGUCCAUUGUUCGGGCUAUCCAAUGACACUUUAGUUGUUUUGAUUCGUUGAAAUAUGGCGUUGUAAUCACUUUUUUCGCAAGAUCACCAUUUUUUACUUUUUAAGUUUGUUUUUUUCAAAAUAUCGGAUAUUUUUUUUGACUAGCUAUUAUAGUAUAAUUAUACACGUGAAAUAACAAGGGUCUGUAAUUGCAUCAAGUCUGUAGUCUCCAACACCCACAACCCCCUUAUCUUCAACGUACAGGAGGGGUUUUAGACUGUUGUCAAUAUUUCACGAAAAGUUCCCUUGCCCAUGCCUAACCGGGAGUUGUUUUGUUGUUUUUUAGAUGGUUGUUUAUCCAAUAUACAGUAUGCAGUAGCCCCAUUCCCUAAAUUUUGUCGAGAACUUCCCUUUACAGCACAGCUAGUAUGACAUUAUGGGACUAAAUUAUCGUUUGGUAGCUGAUGUGGCUAGAUGGAUGUAGAACACUAUUAAUUUAGCAUAUUUCGGUAGUGCCGGUUAUUUUUAGAUAUAUUUUUCUCCCUCCUUUUAUGGCAUAUUGUUUGCCUAUCUGUAUUGACAUUUUCGUGUAGAAUUGAUGAAGAGGUAUUGAAUAUCUAUGUUCUGCCUGAUUUGGUGUCGGUCUCGUUUCUUUUUUUGCCAUUUUGAUUGCCUAUCUGUAUUGACACUUGGGUGUAGAAUUGAUGAAGAGGUAUUGAAUUUCUACUUUCUGCCUGGUUUGAGACUUUUAUGGCGUAAGAAUACAACAAGUCAAGAA
This is a messenger RNA of Patella vulgata (common limpet), 7827 nucleotides long. Its product is annotated as deubiquitinase MYSM1. The transcript has 15 exons. Gene Ontology annotation, biological process: double-strand break repair. The record is from RefSeq and is a predicted model, not a curated record. Bases 128 to 2758 code for a protein of 876 amino acids. Lineage: Eukaryota; Metazoa; Mollusca; Gastropoda; Patellidae. Gene Ontology annotation, molecular function: metallopeptidase activity; polyubiquitin modification-dependent protein binding. Gene Ontology annotation, cellular component: BRCA1-A complex; BRISC complex.